Symbiodinium necroappetens is the source of this 513-nucleotide messenger RNA. The record is from the annotation of a GenBank genome assembly. Lineage: Eukaryota; Dinophyceae; Suessiales; Symbiodiniaceae.
AUGUACUCCAAGCGUGCCUUCGUCCACCACUACGUCGGAGAGGGCAUGGAGGAAGGCGAGUUCUCGGAGGCCCGGGAGGACCUGGCGGCCCUGGAGAAGGACUACGAGGAGGUCGGCAUCGAAACUGCCGAAGGUCGGUUGCUGCAUGCUGUUUGUGCCUUGCGUGGCUUUGAUCCCUUGCAUGCUUGUGUCAAUGCUGUUGUGUUUUAUCGCUACCCGGGUGGCACACAACGCUUUGACAUCCAUGACCGGGCUGAGCAAGCCAUCGCUGCCAUCGCUGAAGAUUGUGUUGCGUGGGGUAACGUUCCAGUUGUCCUUGCUGGAGACUUCAAUUUCCCUGUUGAUGAACCUUGGCUCAGCUUCAAUUGCGUGGGUGACAUGACGCUGCUUGGACUUCGGCGCGUGCCGCUGGUGCCACCCCGCCUCCCACGUGAAUUGCUCAGGCUAAUAUGGUGCUGGUACACGGGUGGAUGCGCUCUUUCUCGGCCUGCGUCUGGCUCCGGGCCUGUGUGA